This is a messenger RNA of Plasmodium fragile, 5466 nucleotides long. RefSeq lists its product as uncharacterized. The transcript has 2 exons. The coding region runs from base 1 to 5466 and encodes 1821 amino acids. The record is from RefSeq and is a predicted model, not a curated record. Gene Ontology annotation, cellular component: actin cytoskeleton; myosin complex; cytoplasm. Gene Ontology annotation, molecular function: actin filament binding; microfilament motor activity; ATP binding. Lineage: Eukaryota; Apicomplexa; Aconoidasida; Haemosporida; Plasmodiidae. Gene Ontology annotation, biological process: actin filament organization; vesicle transport along actin filament.
AUGAGGAGCGCAGAAGACACAAAUUUCAAGGAGGGAGACAUCGUGUGGUAUGAAAAUCAAGCCUCCAGCCCGGAGGAAGUUGCGGACAAUACUCUGUUCACUCUAUGCCGCAUAAUUCACAAGAAUGAUGACGAUGAGGUCAUGUUAUCCAAGCACAGCGAUUACAAUGGGUGCAUAUUUACGAGCAAAGUGCAGAACAUACACAAAGCCAACCAUCUCUUUACCUUAGACCAAAAUGACAUGAUGAAACUGAAACAUAUUAACGACCCCGCGCUAUUGCAUCUUCUGCACGAAAGAUUUAAGAACAAAAAAUUUUACACAAAAAUGGGUCCGCUACUCAUAUUUGUAAACCCUAAUGUGAAUUUGAACCUUUGCAAUCAAGAAACCAUUCGCAUGCACAAAUUUUCGAGCACACCGACGGAGGGAAAUCUGAAUGAGUACACCGUUGCUCUUUCUGCGCUACGAAAUAUGAGCAUGUUAAAAAGGAAUCAGUCCAUUAUCGUGACUGGUGAGUCUGGCUCGGGAAAGAGUGAAAUCACGAAGAAUAUUUUAUACUUUCUGGCCUACCAAGUGGAGGGGCCUCGUGAGGAGACGUCUGAGCAGCAGGAUGUCGCUGGGGCGCAUGAGGGGACAGCCAGCGCGCAGGGCGACGAGAGUGAAGGGAACGAAGCGGACGAGAACAACCAGUCGGAUGAGGCGAGUCAUCCCAACGAACCGAGCGAGUCUAACCAACAAAACCAGGUGAAGGUCGCCGAAAUGAUAACCCACAUGAACGUCCUCCUGGACGCCUUCGGGAGCGCCAAAACGGCGAAUAACAACAACUCCAGUAGGUUAUCCAAGUUCUUCACCCUGCACAUGGAUGAGAACGGGCGCGUGAAGUCCAUGCACGUGAAGAAGUUCCUGUUCGAGAAGGACAGGGUGAUGGGCGGCGAACACGAACGCCAAGGAGAGAAUUCCUUCAACAUUUUUUACUACGUGCUAAACGGGUCAAGCGACAAGUUCAAGGAAAUGUACUACCUGAAGGAUGUGACGUAUUAUAAGAUGUUGCGCUCCAGGGGCUCGCUCGGGAAUGGACAGAUCGUGCCGGUUAGCGGCGACGCGGUGAACGCGAAACAGACCCCAACAGAUGAAUCGGCCAAGUUUCUUGAAUUGCUAAAAUCCAUGAAUUACAUUUUUGAUGAUGACAAGGAAAUCGAUUUUGUGUUUUCUGUCCUGUCAGCAUUGUUACUCCUGGGCAAUGUAGAGACAGUGAAAACGCUCCGACAGAAAUCUUUAUUAAGAAAGAGCAUCCUGUGUGAAAGUUCCCUCAACUAUGAGCAGUUGCAACAUUUCUUAGAAGAUUCAAAUGAAGAUUUAAUAAUGGAUGAAAAUGCAAAGAACUUCCUCAUAGCAAGUAAGUUGCUGGGUAUCGAUCCGGAACAACUUGUGAAAUACUUCACCGCCAAUUACGUCUUCCAUGACAUUCUACUUAUGAAGGUACAUAACGAAACGAAGAUUCAGAAAAAAAUAGAAGCCUUUAUUAAAACCACCUACGAUGAAUUGUUUAACUGGAUUGUACACAAGAUCAACUGCAAAUUUGGAAACCUGAUUGGGGGAGGAGGUCAUUACUACCAUGAAAAUGUUGAAGCGAAUUAUAUAAACGUGCUUGAUUUGGCCUACUUUGAAAAUGGAGAGCAAAAUUCGCUCACUCAAUUACUCGUCAACACUAGCAAUGAAGCGGUGCGUAAUAUGGUGGUGGAUUUUUUAUUCAAAAAGAGGAUACAGUUGUGUAGGGAGGAGGGGAUAGAAGCGGCAUCCUCCUCCUCUUCCUCCUGCUUUAACCUGGAACGGCUAGACAAUGAAGGGUUAUACAAUGUGUUGGUUCAGCAAGAGGAAGAGUCGCUGUUCUCCUACCUCGAAUCCUUGUCCAUGAAGAAAGUCACUGAGAACAGCAACUUGCACUCUUUAAUAGUUAAGAAGUUUUCUAGUGGGGGGUACAUAAAGGAGGCUUUUUCUUCGAUUCUCCCUGGGGAGAAUAAUGGCCAGCAGUCCUGCUGCUCCUCCUCCUCAUCCUCCUUCGUCAUUGUGCACUCAUGUGGUGAAGUGUGCUACUCAUCGGAGCAGCUUGUCAACCAGAACAUACACAUACUAACGAAUAACUUUAUUGAGUUGAUGAAGAAAUCUGGUAACCCCUAUUUAGAACAACUCUGUUGCAACUACAAUUAUGACCCCUGUGGGGACAUCGUGGAGGAGAAGAGACGAUACAGUAUUCAGUCUGCUUUGAAAUUGUUUCGGCGUAAGUAUGAGUCCAAGAAUCAAAUGGCUGUUACCAUGGCAAGGAAUAACUUGGUAGAACUGAUGAAGGUGAAGGAGAAUACCUUUUGCCACUUUAUAUUUUGCAUGACUUCGAAUCAUAACAGGAGGGAAAAUGCGGGGGGAGAAAUUGUCAACUGCUUUGACGAGCGCGUCGUGUUCGACCAGGUGCAGAACAUGUCCCUCUCACACUUCAGACAACUCAGAGGCGCUGGGCUCUUCCCCCAUGCCUUUUACUUCCAGGAGUUGCUGGACCUGGUGCAGGACGGGGCGUCUAACGAACAAGCGGAAAAUGUACAAACGGCAAAUGUAGACGCGGCAAAUCGCGUCCAAGAGAUGAUGAUGUUACGCAACAUCAGUAAGAGCGAGUGGGCCAUGGGACAAAACAGAAUCUUCCUGACCGACUUAUCUUUAAAAAUUCUUAUGCAGAGCAAGUGGGAACAGUGCAGACAGAAGAUGCUUCCCAAGGGGUGUGGAGCACUGUACGCUUAUCAGAGGGCAAACCCUGGGGGGAGGGACGCAUCUGCCUCCAAAGCAGCAGGGUUAAUAAACCUAGAGUGCGUAAGAAUGAGCCAAAUUUACAAGACAGGCGAUGCUAAUAAGAUCUACCAGAUGGUGAAACAAGGAAUGGCUUCCAUGUCUCAAGAAGGGAACAACUGUUUCCACGACAUGAUGCAAUAUAUGCACCUAGAAAAAAUAACACAGUUGUAUAACCCCGGAGGGGGUACGGGAAACGACGACACGGGAGAUGUCUCGAUGGAAGGAGGAGCAGAAGCAGCAGCAGUAGCAGCAGACUCGUACCAGAACCAAGAAGGUGAUCCCAAUCAAAGCUCAGUACAGAUGUGUGGUAUUAUGCAUAUAUUGAAUAAUGUGCCUACAUGCAAUGCUAAGAUGUGUGAUCUGAAUGAGGCCAUCAAGGGGUGCAACCCUACACAGGUAUCCCUCAACGACAGCUGCACCUGCGGCGUGGGAAUGCCUAACUGCUGCACCCAGCACUUACAGUCGGGGGAGAUAAACCCGGAGGGCACCGAGGAGCAGAAUGUAGUGGCUGACGUGGAAGGGGCACAAAUGAACCUGGACGAAGUCCAACAUGACGACGUGCAACCUGAGGAAGUGCAACCUGAGGAAGUGGAGGCCGAGCAAGUAGAACCCGAGCAAGUAGAACCUGAGCAAGCAGAACCCGAGCAAGUGGAAGCCGAGCAAGUGGAACCUGAGGAAGUGGAACCCGAGCAAGUGGAACCUGAGGAAGUGGAACCCGAGAAAGUAGAACCUGAGGAAGUGGAACCCGAGCAGGUAGAACCUGAGGAAGUGGAACCCGAGCAAGUAGAACCUGAAGAAGUCGAACCCGAAGCUGCCGACGAAGAUGAUGCGAACGAAGAGCCAGCAGAGGAAGACUUAUCAAAUGGGGAGCAGCUCAGUGGAGAGCAACUCAACGGGGAGCAGUCAAAUACGCAACUCCAGGAGGAUGACCUACCCGAGCAUCAUGCAGACAGUGACGAACAGGAAGAAGAGAUAAUAAGCAGUGCGAACAACAAUACGGCAGAUGCAGGAGAAUCACAGGAGAACCAGUUAGAUGUGGCAAGUGUUGGCUCUGUGUCGGGUGCAGUAGACGCUGGUGAGGCGAGUGAGGAUGCCGCGGAGGAAGCGUUGCAGGGGGUGGAGGUGGUCGAUUUAAAGGAUGAAGAAGAAGAGGAGGAAGAAUCGUUGCAUGGGGUAGAGGUGGUCGAUUUGAAGGAUGAAGCAGAGGCGGAGGAAUCGUUGCAUGGGGUGGAGGUCGUCGAUUUGAAAGAUGAAGAAGAAAAAGAAGAAGAAGCGGAAGAUGAGCCCAACGAGGAAGUGGUAGACGUGGUAAAGGUGGCGGCGGCGGCGGCAGAUGAGCCCAACGAAGAGCCGGUCGAUGUAGAAGAGGAGAUGCCCCAAGCGCAGGAACUCGAGGUGCCGGCGCUGGAACUGGAGGCAGAUGAAGAAGCGCCAGGCGAGGUGGAAGCGGCAGACGAGAUGAACCCCUUCACCGAUGUAGAUGCAACCGAGGAGAUGAAUCCGUUCGACCAAGUGGACGAAGUGAACCCCCCGCAUGAAGAGGAUGAGAACUCGACAAAGGACGAAACGAAGAACCCGAAGGAGGAGGAUGUAGACGAGGAAUACAUUGAGUAUAAUUUGAAUUGCUUUAAAGCAGUGGCCUCCAGGAAAAUGGGAGAAUUAAAUAACGCAUUACUAAGUUGCGCUGGAGAUGAAGUAAAUAUGAUUCAGAAUAUGCUUGACUGUUAUGUAUGUACGGAACAAGGGAAUCAAUAUGAGCAUUGCUUAAUAGAACCCACUUAUUGGAACCCGUUAGAUGUAGGACAAAACGGGUUCGGACAAUACCCCGCAGAAUUAAGGAACCCAAAACAGAAACAUUUACUGUUGAGUCAUUUAAAUGAAAAGUAUAUCACCAACUCAGAUGAAAACAUUCAUCUCAUGAACAUUUUAAAAAAUAUGGUUUCUGGCAUGGAAAAUGUGCAUAACAAAAAGUGGAACCUCUUUUUUACAUCAUGCGAUUAUUACUUCAAGUCAUAUGUCUCGAACGAAGAUCAUUUAUGUUUACAACAUGAUUCGGCCGAAUUGAACGAAAAGGUUAUGUUCAACGAAGAGUGCAAUUAUCACAACAAGGAGCAAGUGCAUAAGCAUAGGUAUAGCCCCAUGGUGGAGUAUUUAACUCUGCCCACAGGAAAGGACAUUCAUGAAAUAUGUCUCUCCAAUAAUGCUUAUAAAAGGUAUAUAAAAAAUACUUACAACAUUCUUUGCUUCCGAUCAAGGAAAGGUUCUAAAUUGGAUUUCAUGAAUGCCAAAUCAUUUUAUACAUCCAUUGAAUACAAAAAGGUGAAGACCAAAAACAUAACUCAUGUACACACAGAUUUCUCCUACAUGGACGAUAAGAUGAAAUGCAAUUUCAAACAACAUGUAAUUAAUGAGUUCAUUAAUAACCCUAACAUCAGCAUGGAGGAAUUGGGAAACAGCUUGCUCAAUUUAGCUACAUACUUUUAUUAUGAAAAUCGGGGUUCCUGGUGCGUCUUCGUUUCAAAGAAGCGCGCCUUCACGGGAGUAAUCAAUAUCGUUAAGAAUAGGUACAUACGCAUGACGGCCAAGAAUAAGACCAAGAAGUAUCACAUUGUCCUGUUUGAGACGCCUGUGUGA